CCCGGAUGGUUCAUCCCUAGGUUCGAGUUGAUCGUCGAUGAGUGGCGUUGCCUGGGAAGUGGCGGGUUUGGGAGCGUGUUCCGAGCCAAGUGGCUUGACUCCGAGGUGGUGGCAAAGCUCCUUGGCUCCCAAUCUUUAAUAGAGUCUGCUGACCGAGAGGAAGCAAUAGCCACAUUUCGGCAUGAAGUUGAGAUUUGGUUUGGAUUCAACCAUCCUCAUAUCAUUCGGCUCUUCGGCGCCUGCCACGUUAGCACGCCAUUCUUCGUGUGCGAGUACGCCACCAACGGCACCCUCGUCAGCUACUUGAAAAAGCACCCGGAUGAAUUGUGGACGAAGCUGCACGAGGCCGCGUUGGGUGUUCAGUAUCUCCACGCUAGAGGGGUUGUACACGGUGAUCUGAAGGGCAACAACAUCGUGAUCGGGAGCGAUAUGAAGGCGAAGGUGACGGAUUUUGGCUUGAGUUCUAUUGCGAGCAAGGAGGAUAUGCCACAGAUUUCAGGCGCGUGGCAUUGGGUGGCGCCAGAAUGUCUACCGGAGACCAACGACGCAGCACAUAACUCGGCAAGCAAAAAGCCGACAUUUGCGUCAGACAUUUUCUCUCUUGGCAUGUGUAUUGUGGACGCACUGCGCCCUUGUCUGCCGUGGGGUAAACUCGACAACUUCCUCGUGCGGUACCAUGCAACGAAGAGCAAACUUCCUGCAACACCUGCGAGCUGCAGUGACGACGAGUGGGAAAUUGUAAAGCAGAUGUGUGCGUUCGAUCCGGAGAAACGAAUCAAGAUCUCGACUGUCGUUGACAAAUUG
Phytophthora sojae is the source of this 804-nucleotide messenger RNA. RefSeq lists its product as hypothetical. The record is from RefSeq and is a predicted model, not a curated record. The annotation marks the transcript as partial. NCBI's taxonomy places the organism in Eukaryota, Oomycota, Peronosporomycetes, Peronosporales, Peronosporaceae. Gene Ontology annotation, molecular function: protein kinase activity; ATP binding. Gene Ontology annotation, biological process: protein phosphorylation. The transcript is spliced from 3 exons.